Messenger RNA from Brachypodium distachyon (stiff brome), 6338 nucleotides. RefSeq names its product guanine nucleotide exchange factor SPIKE 1. The record is from RefSeq and is a predicted model, not a curated record. Gene Ontology annotation, biological process: small GTPase-mediated signal transduction; positive regulation of GTPase activity. Lineage: Eukaryota; Viridiplantae; Streptophyta; Magnoliopsida; Poales; Poaceae. The transcript has 31 exons. The coding region runs from base 565 to 6096 and encodes 1843 amino acids. Gene Ontology annotation, molecular function: guanyl-nucleotide exchange factor activity.
AGGGGACACAGAUCAGCAAAACACGAGCACACCGAGCAAAAAAUACUGUCAUCAGAGAGAGAAAUCAUCAGUAAGGCGCCAGAGACAGAGAGGCGCACGAUGGUUUUUGCGGGGUUUCGAAGGGAUCACGGAAUCAGUGGGUAGGGAGGGAGAGUGGAGUGGAGUGCAGGGCAGGUGCAGUGGAGUGGAGUGGAGCGGCGCUGGGCUGCGUAGAAAGACGACGACGGCAAGCGAGCUGUUGCUGCUGGGGACAAGCUGGCUGCCGCCGAUUGCUGCCACGAACCACGAGCACCAGGGCAACUACCCUUGGAAUCCCUCCCUCUGCCCCAUCUCGUUGCCGAGCGACCCUAGCCCCCUCGCUCCGAGCGCCGAGCCCCCUGGCUCGUCUUCCUCCUCGCCCGAGCGCCUCCACCGCAGGUUGAUCUCCCCUUCGAUUCUCUCGCUCCCGACCGUUUCUCCUCCCAUCACAGCACGGUGCGGGACAGGAGGGAGGAGGCCGAGGCGAGGCCGGUGGGGUGACAUUGCUGUCGGUCAUCUCCACCGCCGCACACCCUCACUGCAAGCAUGUCGGCAGCGGAUCUGGUGGUGGCGGACGCAACAGCGAGGGAAUGGCAGCGGUUCAAGUUGAUUCCAAGGGUGUCGUGUGCUGGGAACCUGGACCUGGAUCCACUGCUUAAUGAAAAUUUAGAGCAAUGGCCACAUCUAAAUGAGUUGGUACAGUGCUAUAAGGCUGAUUUUGUUAAAGAUGACUGCAAAUACGGACGAUAUGAUAGUGUCGCACCACCGUCCUUUAGAAGUCAAAUUUUUGAGGGACCUGAUACCGACAUAGAAACAGAAUUGCAGCUUUGCAACGCUAGGCAUUCCAAGCCCGAGGAAACUACUGAAGAUGAUAUGCCAAGCACCUCAGGGAGGCAAAUAUAUGAGACUGAACCGUGUGCUUCAUCUUCAAACAAACCCUGUAGUCUCUCACCUUUACCGGCAUACGAACCUGCAUUUGAUUGGAACAACGAGAGAUCUUUGAUAUUUGGCCAACGGGUGACAGAAAGUCUCCCUGCAACACACAUCAGUGGAUUGAAGAUAACUGUGAAGGUGUUAUCUUUGUCAUUAGAAGCUGGAUUGGUAGAACCUUUUGGCGGUACAAUCUGCUUGUACAACAGAGAUAGAAGAGAAAAACUAUCUGAAGACUUCUGUUUCCGCAUACUUCCAACAGAAAUGCAAGAUGCUCAUAUUUCUUUGGACCGUUGGAGUGUUUUUUCGUUGGAUGCCCCUUCACCAUCAGUCUGCCUUCUGAUCCAGCUUGAAAAAGCUGCUACUGAAGAAGGGGGAGUAACUCCUUCCGUUUAUUCCCGCAAAGAACCCGUGCACUUGACUGAGAAAGAGAAGCAGAAGCUGCAAAUUUGGUCUCGAAUCAUUCCAUAUAAAGAGCCAUUUGCAUGGGCAAUGAUUCCUCUGUUUGAAAACAACCAUGCUGGUGGUGUGGGUGAUGCUGUGUCUCCUAGCAGCCCUUUAGCACCAAGUAUUUCAGGCUCAAGUUCUCAAGAUAGCAUCGUGGAGCCUACUUCCAAGCUCGCUUUGGAGGGAAAACUCAACCAUUAUUCAAGUGGAAGCUCGGUUAUUGUAGAUAUAUCAAACUUAAACAAAGUGAAGGAAAGCUACAUAGAGGACUCCCUCCAGGAUCCGAAACGGAAAGUACACAAACCAGUUAAAGGUGUACUGAGGCUAGAGGUGGAAAAACUUCAUAAUGACCGUAAUGAUACAGAUACCAUUUCUGAAGGCGGGAGCAUGAACAAUGAGUUGCAUGGUGCUGAACUCAACAAUGGCAGACAUCACAGGAAUAGCUUUGAUGGGGCCCACAGUUAUCUGAAUUCUAGUGCUGUUGUCCAGAAAAAUGCACGCCAGAAUGGUCAAAAUUCCAAUGCAGAGAAUGGUGACAAUUUUCAAGCUUUUGACUUUCGGAUGAUGACUCGAAGCGAACCAUUUUCUCAACUUUUCCAUUGCCUCUAUGUGUACCCAUUGACCGUCAGCUUGAGCCGCAAGAGAAAUCUAUUCGUAAGAGUAGAAUUGAGAAAGGAUGAUGCUGACAUCCGUAAACUUCCACUGGAGGCUAUUCAUCCAAGGGAUUGGAGUACAACGCUACAGAAGUUUGUCCAUACGCAGAUUUCUGUUGGCACGAGAAUGUCUUGCUUCCAUGAUGAAGUGAAGAUCAGUCUGCCUGCUCUAUUGACUCCCCAACAUCAUCUUCUGUUCACAUUCUUCCAUGUAGAUCUCCAAAUGAAACUUGAAGCCCCUAAACCAGUGAUUGUGGGAUAUGCCGCACUUCCACUGUCGACACACAUUCAGUUACUUUCAGAUGUAUCUUUGCCAAUUUUACGAGAGCUUGUUCCGCAUUACCUGCAGGAAAGUGGAAAGGAGAGAAUGGAAUACCUAGAGGAUGGAAAAGCUGUUUUCAGACUGCGGUUAAGACUUUGCUCUUCGUUGUUUCCAGUUAAUGAAAGGAUAAGAGACUUUUUUGUCGAGUAUGACCGCCACACACUACAUACAAGUCCACCUUGGGGCUCUGAGCUUCUUGAGGCCAUAAAUAGUUUGAAGAAUGUUGAAUCUACUGCAUUGUUACAAUUUCUUCACCCAAUACUCAACAUGCUGCUGCGUCUUAUUGGUGAUGGUGGUGAAACACUUCAGGUUGCUGCAUUUCGAGCCAUGGUUAAUAUUCUAACCCGGGUUCAACAGGAAUCAUCUGAUGGGGCUGAGAGAAAUAGGUUUCUUGUUAAUUAUGUUGAUUUUGCUUUUGAUGACUUUGGUGAUCGGCAAACACCUGUAUACCCUGGUUUAUCUACUGUUUGGGGUAGCCUAGCUCGGAGUAAGGCUAAAGGUUAUAGAGUUGGGCCCGUCUAUGAUGAUGUGUUGGCAAUGGCUUGGUUUUUUCUGGAGCUUAUUGUAAAAUCAAUGGGAUUGGAGCAAAGUCAUCUCUUCUACCACAAUCUUCCACAAGGUGAAGAUGUCCCACCGCUACAGUUGAAAGAAGGUGUAUUCAGAUGUAUCAUGCAGCUGUUUGAUUGCCUUUUAACUGAGGUUCAUGAACGCUGUAAAAAGGGUUUAAAUUUGGCAAAGCGCUUGAACAGCACUCUUGCUUUCUUUUGUUAUGAUCUUUUAUCAAUCAUCGAGCCACGCCAAGUUUUUGAGCUGGUGUCGUUGUAUAUGGACAAGUUUGCAGGGGUUUGUCAAUCAGUUCUCCAUGAUUGCAAAUUGACAUUCCUGCAGAUAAUAUGUGAUCACGAUCUUUUUGUUGAGAUGCCUGGCCGGGACCCCUCUGAUAGGAAUUAUCUCUCGUCUGUCCUUAUCCAGGAGAUCUUUCUCACCCUUGACCAUGAUGAUUUAUUACAGCGAGCAAAAGCGGCUCGUAUUUUGGUUGUCCUGAUAAGCAAGCAUGAAUUUGACACACGGUAUCAAAAAAGUGAAGACAGGCUGUACAUUGCUCAGCUGUAUUUCCCUCUUAUAGGACAGAUUCUAGAUGAGAUGCCUGUGUUCUAUAAUCUAAAUGCUGUUGAAAAGCGUGAAGUUCUAGUGCUCAUUUUGCAAAUCAUAAGGAACUUGGAUGACACAACUCUUCUAAAAGCGUGGCAACAGAGCAUUGCUAGAACCAGACUGUUCUUCAAGCUACUUGAAGAAUGUAUAACCCAUUUUGAGCACAGUAGAGCAGGAGAUAGUUUGCUGCUAGGCUCUAGUUCUCGGAGUCCUGAUGCUGAGCGCCCUGUGUCCCCCAAGUAUUCUGAUCGAUUAUCCCCAUCGGUUAACGCAUACUUGUCCGAUGCUUCACGCCAUGAAAUAAGGCUUCAGGGAACACCAGAAAAUGGAUACAUGUGGAACAGGGUUAUUCCUCAACUAAGUUCCCCAAAUCAACCCUAUUCAUUGAGGGAAGCACUUGCUCAAGCACAAUCUUCAAGAAUUGGAUCAACAGCCAGGGCAUUGAGAGAGUCUCUACAUCCAGUACUGAGACAGAAGUUGGAACUCUGGGAAGAAAAUCUUAGUACCGCUGUGAGCCUUGAAGUAUUGGGAAUAAUUGAGAAGUUUUCGGUUGCUGCAGCUUCUCGUAGCAUCUCUACUGAUUACACUAAGCUAGAUUGUGUGACAUCUAUCUUAAUGGGUCUUUUGUCUAGGAGCCAGCCCUUAACUUUUUGGGAAGCUUUUCUUCCUGUGGUCUAUAAUAUAUUCAGUCUUCAUGGUGCAACACUGAUGGCACGGGAGAAUGACCGCUUCUUGAAGCAAAUUGCUUUUCAUCUUUUACGACUUGCUGUAUUCCGAAAUGAUUCUGUUAGAAAAAGGGCCGUUGUUGGAUUGCAGAUCCUUGUUAGGAACUCAUUCAACUAUUUCAAGAGCACCACAAGGUUGAGGGUCAUGUUGACUAUUACUUUGUCAGAAUUGCUGUCUGAUGUGCAAGUAACUCAGAUGAAAUCUGAUGGUUCUCUUGAAGAAAGUGGUGAAGCUCGGCGUCUUAGAAAAUCACUAGAGGAAAUGGCUGAUGUCAGAAGUAAGGAUCAGUUGAACGAAUGUGGGCUCCCUGUUAAUGCACUGGAGGUGUCUGCUGAAGGUUCCACGGACAACAGGUGGUCUUGGGUAGAAGUUAAACAUCUAUCAAAAUGUCUAGUCCAGGCCCUUGAUGCUGGCCUUGAACAUGCCCUUUUGGGUUCUGUAACAACUCUGGACAGGUGUGCAGCUGCUGAGGGUUUCUAUAAGCUAGCAUUGGCCUAUGCACCUGUUCCCGAUCUUCAUAUUAUGUGGUUACUGCACCUAUGUGACGCCCACCAGGAGAUGCAAUCAUGGGCUGAAGCUGCGCAAUGUGCAGUUGCUGUAGCUGGUGUGAUCAUGCAGGCACUUGUUGGAAGGAAUGAUGCUGUGUGGAGCAGGGAGCAUGUUGCUUCCCUGUGUAGGAUCUGUCCUAUUGUCGGCACUGAUGUGGGUGCAGAAGUAUCUGCAGCAGAAGUGGAGGGAUAUGGUGCAUCCAAGCUUACUGUGGAUUCAGCUGUGAAGUAUCUUCAACUUGCCAACAAGCUCUUCGCACAGGCUGAACUAUACCAUUUUUGUGCUAGCAUUCAGGAACUCAUAAUUCCUGUGUACAAGAGCAGAAGGGCUUAUGGGCAACUGGCUAAGUGCCAUAAGUCGCUCACGAACAUCUAUGAGUCAAUUCUUGAGCAGGAGGCUAGCCCUAUUCCAUUCAUUGAUGCCACAUACUACAGAGUUGGAUUUUAUGGGGAUCGAUUUGGCAAGCUCAAUAAAAAGGAGUAUGUGUUUAGAGAGCCACGGGAUGUUCGUCUGGGUGACAUCAUGGAGAAGCUUAGUCACACCUAUGAGGCUAAGAUGGAUGGCAAUCAGAAUUUACACAUAAUUCCUGACUCGAGACAAGUCAAUGCCGAUGAGCUGCAACCUGGUGUCUGCUAUCUGCAGAUAACUGCUGUUGAUCCUGUAAUGGAGGACGAGGACUUGGAGAGUAGGAGGGAAAGGAUUUUCUCUUUAUCUACUGGCACUGUGCGUGCACGCGUGUUUGACCGUUUCCUUUUCGAUACACCAUUCACAAAGAAUGGGAAAACACAAGGUGGUCUCGAAUCUCAAUGGAAGAGACGCACGGUACUCCAAACAGAGGGCUCAUUUCCUGCUUUGGUAAAUCGCCUGCUAGUGAUCAAAUCUGAAUCUCUAGAAUUUUCGCCUGUUGAGAAUGCAAUUGGGAUGAUUGAAACAAGGACAGCUGCAUUGAGAAAUGAACUAGAAGAACCACGUAGUUCUGAAGGUGAUCAACUACCAAGACUUCAAAGCCUGCAAAGGAUACUCCAAGGAAGUGUAGCUGUUCAGGUCAACAGUGGUGUAUUAAGUGUUUGCACUGCUUUCUUAUCUGGAGAGCCUGCAACCAGGCUCAGAUCUCAAGAACUACAGCAGCUCAUCGCUGCACUGCUUGAAUUCAUGGCUGUUUGCAAGCGCGCGAUCCGUGUGCAUUUUAGAUUGAUAGGGGAAGAAGACCAGGAAUUCCACACGCAACUUGUCAACGGGUUUCAGUCGCUUACUGCUGAGCUUUCCCACUAUAUUCCUGCUAUACUUUCGGAGCUAUGACUGUAGCAAGCUGGCAAUUAGAUAGCAUGCGAUUGGUUGGUUGUUGUUUCAGUUUUGGCUCGUGUAUAGUUUGAAAACUAACCGUUCUUUGCAAUUGCGUCGUUGCUUACAAUACCGUAUUCGAUUUUGGGGUGUAAAGUAUGUGUAAUUCUUGGUGUUGUUUGUUGGGAGUGCUAGCAAAUUAGCGAUUAAAUCUAAGAGCGGGCGUUCUUAUUAUUAGUACUCCCUCCGUCUCAUAUUAA